Neltuma alba is the source of this 471-nucleotide messenger RNA. Its product is annotated as probable xyloglucan endotransglucosylase/hydrolase protein 16. Bases 1 to 471 code for a protein of 156 amino acids. NCBI's taxonomy places the organism in Eukaryota, Viridiplantae, Streptophyta, Magnoliopsida, Fabales, Fabaceae. Gene Ontology annotation, molecular function: xyloglucan:xyloglucosyl transferase activity; hydrolase activity, hydrolyzing O-glycosyl compounds. Gene Ontology annotation, cellular component: apoplast; cell wall. The transcript has 2 exons. The record is from RefSeq and is a predicted model, not a curated record. Gene Ontology annotation, biological process: glucan metabolic process.
AUGCAACUCUACCUUUGGUUUGAUCCCACUGAGGACUUCCACACUUACUCUAUUGAUUGGAACUCUCAACGUAUCAUAAUACUAGUGGAUAAUACUCCCAUAAGAGUGAUGCGAAACAGACAUGAGAUUGAAGUGCAUUUCCCUACAAGGCAACCCAUGAGGGUUUUCGCAACUCUUUGGAAUGGAGACUCGUGGGCUACUAGGUGGGGGCAGGUGAAGAUCGACAUGUCCAAUGCUCCGUUCAUUGCGUCCUUCCGGAACUUCACCGCCGGGGCCUGCACGGUGAGCCCAGAGCCGUCAUGCCGGGGAUUCAGUGUAGCCAAACAGACCAAAGACAUAGAUCCGGAGAACAAGAUGAAGAUGCAACAAGUGCAGCAAAAAUGGGUGGUUUAUGAUUAUUGCCAUGACUUUAGACGUUAUGCUCAUGGGCUUCCCUGGGAAUGCCGCAAAGCCAAUCUAAUACCUCGAUAA